AUGGGCCUGGGAGAUGCCGACCGCUGCAGAGAGAGAAUUUCCUGGGGGCCCCAUGGAAUCCCAGGCAGAGCUGGGCUUUGGCUCCCACCCCUGCAUCCCGCGCACAGCUUCCCCGGGGACGGCCAGAGCACCGAUGUCCAGGGCAAGGCCCCCGCAGCCAGCCCGCGGCUGGAGGGCAUCAGACGGCGGCUGGCGCGCUCCUUCCAGCGGGCGGUGCCACACUGGGGCUCGAGGCGCGCGCGGGAGGCGGCGGCGGCGGCGCUGGAGGAGCAGAGCCCGGCGCGCGUCGAGGGCGCCCUGGCCGGGCUGCGCGCGGAGCUGCUGGAAAUGCAUUUCCAAAGCCACCAGCUGGCUAGAACUUUACCGGACCUAAACGUGAAAACGCAGCAAUGGAAAAGGGAGUAUGAACUGGAAAUCACAUCAGAAUCUCAAAGCCUGAAAGAUAAUGCCAUGAAUCCAGAAUAA
Messenger RNA from Propithecus coquereli (Coquerel's sifaka), 465 nucleotides. It is a transcript of the gene AARD, whose product is annotated as alanine and arginine rich domain containing protein. The record is from RefSeq and is a predicted model, not a curated record. NCBI's taxonomy places the organism in Eukaryota, Metazoa, Chordata, Mammalia, Primates, Indriidae. The transcript has 2 exons. Bases 1 to 465 code for a protein of 154 amino acids.